CUGUUGGGGAAAUGGGUCCGACCUUCCGAGCACCAUACCGGCUCAGCCCUACGGAGUUGACUGACAUGAAAAAACAGAUCGAGUAUCUCCUCGCCAAAGGACUCAUCCGACCAUCCACUUUGCCAUACGGUGCCCCAGUUCUCUUCACACCGAAACCGGACGGAAGCCUGCGCAUGUGCAUCGAUUACCGAGCUCUCAACAAGCAGACCAUCAAGAAUAAAUAUCCGAUACCACGAAUCGAUGACCUGCUUGAUCAGCUUCGGGGAGCUACGGUAUUUUCCAAACUGGAUCUGCGGUCCGGAUACUGGCAGAUACGAAUGGCGGACAGAUCCAUCCACAAAACUGCUUUCCGAACUCGGUACGGAUCAUACGAGUAUUUGGUCAUGCCGUUCGGACUCACCAACGCAUCGGCAACGUUCCAAGCCGAGAUGAACCACAUUCUACGCCCACUUUUGGACGAAUGCGUGGUGGUGUACCUGGACGACAUCCUCAUCUACUCUCGCGACAUGAAACAGCACGUCGAACAGGUGCGACGCAUCUUCGAGAUUCUUCGACGGGAACGGUUCUACGUCAAACUGUCCAAGAGCGAAUUCGCCCUUGAGAAAGUCGAGUUCCUAGGACACGUGGUUAGCGCUCAAGGAGUUCAUGUCGACCCCAAGAAAAUCGAAGCCGUACGUACGUGGAAGACACCCGAGAACGUAAAGGAGUUGCAGCAAUUCCUAGGCUUCGCUAAUUACUACAACAGGUUCGUACCACAGUAUGCGAAACUUGCAGCACCACUCACGAAUCUGCUGAAGAAGAACACACCCGACAAAUGGGAGCCGAAGCACCAGGAAGCCAUGGAGCAGCUGAAACAAGCACUCACGUCCGCACCAGUGCUCAUCUUGCCAGAUCCUGAACGCGACUACGUUAUCGAAGCUGACGCCAGCGACGAGGCAAUGGGAGCAGUCUUGAUGCAAGACCAGGGGAAUGGACUGCAACCAAUCGCCUACCUGAGUAAGAAACUACACGGGGCAGAACUAAACUACCCGAUACAUGACAAAGAGGCCCUUGCCAUCGUCAUCGCUUUCAAAGCGUGGAGAUGUUAUCUCGAAGGACGAAGAACGACCGUCUACACCGACUACUGCAGCCUGAAAUAUUUGAAGACACAACUCAACCUUUCCAGGCGACAGGUCCGGUGGAUCGACUUCCUCGAGACGCACUUCCACUACGACAUCGUGUACAAGCCAGGCCACAAAAACAAAGCAGAUGCCCUUAGCCGGCCCACACACGUUGCCACCAUUCAGGACGUCAAGCAAACCAGCACCGGAUUCCUGGCGAUAGCAACAGAGGUGGAAACCGACGGAGAGAAGACCUCGGAACCUCCAGGAAAAAUAAAGGAAUUACUGAAGGAGUUCGAAGACAUUCUCCCUGACGACCUCCCGGGCGAGCUAUCGCCAUACCGAACGCACCAGCAUGAGAUCGUGGAGGAACCAGGUUCGAAGCCAACCUUCCGAGCACCAUAUCGAUUCAGCCCCACAGAGCUAGCCGACAUGAAGAAGCAAAUCGAGUAUCUCCUCGCCAAGGGACUCAUCCGACCAUCCACUUCACCAUACGGUGCCCCAGUACUCUUCACACCAAAACCGGACGGAAGCCUGCGCAUGUGCAUCGACUACCGAGCUCUCAACAAGCAGACCAUCAAGAACAAGUACCCGAUUCCACGAAUCGAUGAUCUGCUCGACCAGCUUCGGGGAGCCACGGUAUUUUCAAAAUUAGAUCUGCGGUCCAGAUACUGGCAGAUAAGAAUGGCGGACGAUUACGUUCACAAAACGGCCUUCCGAACUCGGUACGGAUCGUACGAGUAUCUGGUGAUGCCGUUCGGACUCACCACCGCACCUGCAACGUUCCAAGCAGAGAUGAAUCACAUCCUAUGCCCACUCUUGGACGAAUGCGUGGUGGUGUACCUGGACGACAUCCUCGUCACUCGCGCGACAUGCAACAACACGUCGAACACUUACGACGCGUCUUCGAGAUUCUUCGACGAGAACGCUUCUACGUCAAACUAUCCACGUGCGACUUCGCCCUCGAGCAAGUCCAAUUUCUCGGACAUAUCGUACGCGCUCAAGGAGUUCACGUCGACCCCAAGAAAAUCAAAGCCGUGCGUACGUGGAAGACACCCGAGAAUAAAAGCGACAUCUGCUACAGACCACAAGAUCGAGCUGGAGCCCGGCGCGCAACCUACUGUACGCACGCAAUGGCGCCUGACUCAACCGGAGCUACAACAAUUACGGAACCAGCUGGACUACCUGCUAGUGAAGGGGUUCAUUCGGCCGAGCACGUCACCGUUCGCAGCACCGAUCCUGUUCACACCAAAAAAGGACGGCAGACUUCGCAUGUGUAUGGACUAUCGUGCCCUUAAUCGGGUAACGAUAAAAUCACGCUACCCAAUCCCACACACGGACGAAAUGAUCGACAACCUUCGCGGAGCUCGCUAUUUUUCGAAGAUGGAUCUUCGCAGUGGUUACCAUCAAAUUCGGGUGUUCGCUGACGACUGCCAUAAGACCGCGUUUCGUACUCGCUACGGGAAUUACGAAUACACGGUGAUGCCGUUUGGAUUAACGAAUGCCCCCUCGACGUUCCAAUUCACCAUGAACGGGGUGUUCCGCGAUCUACUCGACAAAUGCGUGAUAAUUUACCUGGACGACAUCCUGAUCUACAGCAAGACCCGGGAGCAACAUUUAAAGGAUUUGGACGCGGUUUUUCAGCGGUUGCAGCAGCAUCGUCUCAUCACCAAGGGCUCCAAGUGCGAGUUUUUACAACAAGAACUGGAGUUCCUGGGGCACGUGAUCUACACGGAGGGGAUUUGGAUAGACCCGAAAAAACUAUGGGCUAUUCAGGAAUGGAAAACACCAACAAAUCUGCAGCAGCUGCAAUCAUUUCUGGGUUUCGUGAAUUAAGUGCGGCGGUUUAUACCCAACAUGGCG
This is a messenger RNA of Closterium sp. NIES-67, 2963 nucleotides long. The record is from the annotation of a GenBank genome assembly. NCBI's taxonomy places the organism in Eukaryota, Viridiplantae, Streptophyta, Zygnematophyceae, Desmidiales, Closteriaceae.